AUGUUCAAUAAUUCACCUUUAAAUUAAAAAGCAUCAUACAUCAUCGGAUAAUCUAAGAUAACAUAAGAUGUGAAAUCUAAUUGUUAACAACUAACAAGUUUUUCCAAUCAAUAAUAAUUAAACCUUUCAUCUUAAUAAGUACAGUAGUUUUAUUACUAGAACAAUUAGACUUAAACUUUAUAAGUAUAAGGGGCUGCUCCUUAAUAAGGCAUAGUUGCUUAGUAGUAAUUUCAAUCGAUUAGAUCAGUGAGAGUUAAUUAAGUGUCAACUAGAUCAGUUCCUCAAUAAGUACUAAUAAAAUUAAAUAUUUUAGCUUGAAUCAUAAGUAUCAGUAGGAAAUAUUAUUGUACCUCUUCAAUAAUAGUCCCAGCAACAAUCCUAAUAAAUUAGAAUAGAAGGUCCAAAAUCAUUAAGAAAUUAUGUAACUUCAUCUCCUCAAGCUCCUUUAUCGCAUAAAUCAAACAAUAGUUUUUAACUUAUAAAACCAACCUUUGUUGAAUACUAUCCUCCAGUAUAUGUUCCUCAUGUAGAACCUAUACAUACAUAAACAAUUAUCGAUAAUCCAAUUCAGGUGGUUGACCUAAUAAAGUUUGAAGAAAUGUGGAGUAAAAGAAUGAAAGGACUUGAAAAUAUGCUAGAGUCAAAAACCUAAGUAAUUGUCGAACCUGAAAACUAUGAAUUAAGAGCCUCAAAUGACAAUGAUAAUUAAGCAAUUAUAGACUUAUAAACUGAACUUUUUAGUGUAAAAACAUAAUUAGAAGAUAGAGAGGCAGAAAUUACUCUACUGAAAUAAAAGUUAUAAAAUGCUAUAUAAUAAGCAGAAUGUGUGAACAGUAUUAUUUAUAUAAAAUAAUUUUAGAGCAAAACAAAAGUGAUUCCACUAUUUUGACAUCAGAAAUGUAAUUCAAAAUUACAACUUUAUAAUAAACUAUUGAUAAUUUAUAAUUAGAUUUGAAAUCUGUUUAAGAAAUAGUAGAAAAAUAUAAAUAAGAAAAUUUUUCAUUAAAAUGUGAAAUCCAAAAUCAAUUAGCUAUGUUGAAUGAAAAAGAUGAAAUCAUUAUUAAAUUAAAAUAACAAUUAAAAUAGACUCUUGAUUAAAAUUCUUUAGAUGCAUGUAAUUAUUUAAUUUAUAAAAGAAUCAAAAAAUAAUGCUUCUUAAUAAAUAAUAUCUGAGUUAUAAAUUAAAUUGACUUCUCUUGAAUAAACUAUAUUAAGCUUAUAAUCAAAUAUGAAUUAAAAAGAUAGUUUACUUGAAAAACUGAGAAUCGAAAUCAAUCAACUUUAAAUUGAAAAAUAACAUAUCAAUGAAUUAUGCAUUCAAAAAGAUGAUACAAUAUCAAAAUUAUAAAUGGAAUUAAAUGAACUCUAUUAAUAAGUUGAUUAAUUAAGUGAAGAGAUUACAACUACCUAGUCUGUCAAAACCUUUGAGGAAGAAGCCAAAAUUUGGAAAUCAAAGUUUAAGGAAUUAAAUGACAUUUAUCAUGCUUGUUAAGAAAAAUUAAUGAUCAAAGAGGCAGAAUAUGAAUCAUUAGUGAAAUAACAAAGUCAAUAAAAAAUAGUAACUUAAACUACAGUAAUUAAGUAAAAUAGUUCACGCUCUGACUUAAAUGUAAUUAUUUUCUUAUAUUAAAGAAUUCUGAAUAUACAUCAAGUAGUAUGACCUAAAAUGAGAUCGAUAAAAUGUAAAACAUUCAAAAACCACUUAUGAUGUGAUA
Paramecium pentaurelia is the source of this 1715-nucleotide messenger RNA. The record is from the annotation of a GenBank genome assembly. Lineage: Eukaryota; Ciliophora; Oligohymenophorea; Peniculida; Parameciidae.